AUGUCUGCAGACUUGUUCGCAGAAUUUGGAAUUGAGUCUGCUUCUUGUCAGACCUCAGGGACUACAAACCAGCCAGCGUCCCAAUCUCAGGCAGGCUCUUUGAUUCCUGAUCUGGAUACUUUUGAAACGCCCCAUUUCACCAAUACCUCCUGGCACCGUAAUGAAUCCGAAGCUCACGCUGCUGAGACUCAGGCAUUGUCAAAGUCAUCAACUUCUUUUAUCAAAUCUAGUGCCCUUCAGUUACCCAAAUAUGACAACGGCGGCGAUGUCCUAUUUGAUGCCACCCUAGAAACUGUUUCCAGCGACGAAACCGAAGACUGGGGCGAAUUUGAAUCGGCGGAGGUAUCUUCUGGCCGAGGCUACUCAAUAAAAUCUGUCCAAGAUCAGACACAUGUAACAAGCCCAAGAAAUACGACUUCUAACCGGGCAAAUAAUAACUCAACUGCCUUGCCGAAGCAGCUCUACUUAUUGGAUUCUCUCUCACUUGAUGACAAACCGCAAUCAACUCACAGCCAGCCUACUGGCAACCUUGGCAAGAAAAUUACCAAGACUCAAAGCAAGGGCUCAAUUCCAGAACCUCCUACUUCUACGGAGGAAGAGCCUUUUGAGGAGUGGGGUGACUUCAUUGAUGGACCUCUCGUGGAGACCUCUGCGAUCAUGACUCAACAAGCUUAUACGCAACCACCAGCGGGAACUUUGAGUUCAGUCUCGAAUAGAGGAAGUGCGUCGCAAUCUUUUGGCAAUUCAAACCACUUUGUACAAAGAAGUGAAAUCCGUCCCACCAAUAUACCUCCCCCGUCGGUGCUUUUAGAGUUAUUUCCUCAACUUUUCGAACAACUACGAUGGGAGGCUACCCAAGCAAGAAAAGCCGUACAGCAGAAAAAGAACAUUGAAGAUGUAGCGGCAUCGAUUCUUUGUACAUUAAGGGUAGCAGCGCGGGUAGUUUCGGGACGUACUUUGCGAUGGAAAAGAGAUUCAAUCUUGAGUCAGAGUAUGAGAAUUGGCCCUGCGCGCUCAGGGAAGUCGGGGGGUAUGAAGCUUAAUGCGGUCAACAGAAAUGAAGAUAUCAAGGAAAAGCAGGAGGCCGUUGAUGUUAUUGUUAUGUGGCGUGAUCGAGCAGGUUUAUUUAACUCUGUAAUCCAAGCCUCCGGAAGACGUCCAAUUCAGGCCAUCUCAGAGAACACCCGAGCAACACCAGCCUCUGCAGAACAGGGUGCAUUAAAAGCCCCUCAUGCUUGUGCACUCUGUGGGUUAAAAAGAGAUGAACGGCUGCCCAAAAUUGACGAUGCAGUGGAAGACAGCUUUGGAGAGUGGUGGACAGACCACUGGGGACAUACAGACUGCAGGCAGUUCUGGGAAAGGCAUAAUAACAUGCUAAGUCAGCGAUGA
Molecule: messenger RNA, 1389 nt
Organism: Aspergillus tanneri
Lineage: Eukaryota; Fungi; Ascomycota; Eurotiomycetes; Eurotiales; Aspergillaceae
Exons: 1
Coding region: 1-1389 (462 amino acids)
Source: RefSeq, a predicted model, not a curated record